UUUUUUGGAAUUACAGCCGUUUCAACUGUUUCAAGAACUAGUGGGAGCAAACCAAGGAGAAGCUUUAGGUGCAGCCUAGCCCUGCCCAGUUCAGAGCGUUCCCCUCGCGUCUAAGCAGUACAAGUCACAAGGUCCCACUCCUUACUUUUCCUCGGCUACUCUGGGCGUUCCUUCCGUAACCCUCUAACACACUGCGCUCAAUUUUCUACCUCGCUCUUCCAUCUCGACGUAUUCAUGCUCUACCCUAGCGCUCCGCGGUCGCCAUGCAGAAUAACCAUAAGGAGCACCUCUAUAAGAUCCUGGUGAUAGGAGACCUGGGGGUGGGGAAGACGAGCAUCAUCAAGCGCUAUGUCCACCAGAACUUCAGUCCUAACUACCGUGCAACGAUAGGUGUGGACUUUGCCUUGAAGGUUCUCAACUGGGACCAGGAGACGGUUCGAUUACAGCUCUGGGACAUAGCAGGUCAGGAGCGGUUUGGAAACAUGACACGGGUGUAUUAUCGUGAGGCCAUGGGGGCAUUUAUUGUGUUUGAUGUGACGCGGCCAUCCUCCUUUGAGGCUGUCACCAAGUGGAAGGAGGACCUGGACUCUAAACUCACACUGGCCAAUGGGAAAAAUGUGGCUGCCGUGCUAUUGGCUAAUAAGUGUGACCAGGGACGGGACAUGCCAAACAGUAAUGGGAUCAAGAUGGAGAAGUUCUGUCAGGAGAAUGGCUUUGUGGGAUGGUUCGAGACCUCUGCCAAGGAUAACAUUAAUAUAGACGAAGCAGCUAACUGCCUGGUGAAGCACAUCAUCGCCAAUGAGAAAGAUAUCCUCCAAUCAGAAGUCCCUGACACCAUCUCCCCCCAAUUAAACUCUGGUGGGGGUGGGACCUGCUCCUCUUGUUUCAGAUCGUAGAAUCUCCAUCAGCAUCUUCUCUAGCCCCAUGCACGCUCAUCUCAGAAGGAAACAACGUUCUCUGCUUCUGGCCUCUUGCCUGUUUAUUUGGGGAGUCUUUCUCUCAUUGGAAAGAAUCCAGGAGCCACGCGUUUCUGUCAUCUUUGUCUAGUUUGUUUGUGUGUGCGCACCGUGUUUACUCAUUGGUUUGUUUGUGUUUGUUUGAGUAAGUUCUGUGUUUAUUUGCGCAUGUGGGUUUUUAUCCAAGACAAGGUCACCGUCAAGAUGUCUCAGAACCUAGUCACCGUCUCAGUAACCAUGGAGACAGCGCUAACGAAAACAGACACGGGCACCCACACGCUCUGUUUUCCCGAGUUUGUUUCUAUAAACGCAAGGAGCCAGUGACCUUUAUUAGAUGAUUCGCCCUCAUUUAGCUGUCCUUUAUUAUUUAUCUUUCUAUCCAACAAUUCUCUUUUGUUUUUCUGUUCCUCCCUGACUACAUCUCCCAUGUUUCCUCACUCAAUUCCAAAAAUGUAACCGAUCACAUUUUCAAACGACUGUAAUCUUACCAAUUAGAAGGUUCUGCCACAGUUUGUGAGCAGAGCAUUUCUAUGCAAGUGAACUCGCUGGCAUGUCCAGUGGAUUUCACACAACAGUAGAUCACAGAGACAUUCAGAACAGAUUCUUGUUCUGUUUUUAAUUCCUCAUGUUACAUAUGUAAUGUAAAAGAUGUUAUGUAUUAUGGAUGAUGUAAUUAAUAUAUCCAUGGACUAUUGCUUUUAUAAUGCAGAAUGUCUUUGUAUUUUUAUCUUAAUUUAAUAAUACAUUUGGUGUUUAAAUAAAAUGCAACACUAAAUCAUGUCACCACCUCGGCUUAACCUUUUUUAUAUAAGUUCAAAUGAAUGUUGUACUUUCAUCAUUUUGUAAUGUUUGAAUAUAAGAUUAAUACAGAUAUUAUGGACUGUAC
Molecule: messenger RNA, 1842 nt
Organism: Esox lucius (northern pike)
Lineage: Eukaryota; Metazoa; Chordata; Actinopteri; Esociformes; Esocidae
Gene: rab38a
Product: RAB38a, member RAS oncogene family
Exons: 3
Coding region: 264-896 (210 amino acids)
Biological process (GO): vesicle-mediated transport
Cellular component (GO): vesicle; trans-Golgi network; Golgi apparatus
Molecular function (GO): GTP binding; GTPase activity
Source: RefSeq, a predicted model, not a curated record